ACAUUUGUCGGAAUGGUAACCGAGGAGAAUGAAAUUACUCUUGUCGAUAAUCGAAAAUCCGAAUAAACUAUCCUUAAUUCUUAAUUUAGUGGAGAAUGUCAUUUAACCGAACAAUAUUAAGCGUCAGUUUUUAACAGAAGUAAAUUUUUAGUAAGUUUUUGAAUAUUUUAGUUCCAGAGACCAACUGUGACGGGAAAUUUAAAUGUCAACGUUCAUUUGUAGGGUAAAUCAGUUCAUGCAGAACGAGAAACAGUUGCGAAGUGUGUUGUAGAAUUUUGAUGGUGGUACGAAUCAUUGAGGUUAUUGGUUGGUUGAUGUUUUGCGAUGUUAUGUUGAAAUACGUUAUUGUCAUGAUAUUUUGUGUUCAUGUUGAUUGUUUUUUGACUUGAACUUUUAUAUCUCAAAGAGUGCUGUUUUUCUGAUAUUGCCUACUUACGUACCUAGCUACUUUGGUUGAGAAUAUAGUUUUUAAUUUAAUAUAGAUUUUUUGAUAUUAUGGAUAUGUCAGUAGGGAACUCGGAGCUACAUACAUGUGCUGAUAUGAAAGAGCUAUUUCAGUGCUGUAGACGAGGUGAUGCAUCCCGUGUUGUGUAUUUAGUGGAAGUAAAAGAUGUGAGUGUAAAUGUUCGGGAUGAAUGGGAUAGUACACCAUUGUAUUAUGCUUGUUUGUGUGGACAUAUAGAUAUAGUGAAGUAUCUUCUAGCUUCUGGGGCUCGCUGUGAAGCAAAUUCUUUUGAUGGGGAGAGGUGUCUGUAUGGAGCUCUUACAGAUCAAAUUCGCAAAGUACUACUUGAAUACAAGGUUGUGACUAGUCAAACUAUACGACGUGAUAGCUACCAUGAAUUCUUACGUCGGUUACUUGAAUUGGGAGAGUUAAGUGAUGUCACAUUUAUUGUUCACGGUAGUAAAUUCUUUGCUCACAAGUGCAUUUUGGCUGCAAGAUGCUCUUAUUUCUGCGAAAAAUUUGAGAAUAAGUGGAAAAACAGAUCAACUAUAGUUAUAAGUAAUUAUCUAGUCAAACCCAGUGCCUUUAAGUGUUUGUUGCAAUAUCUUUACUGUGGAAGAUUGGAAGCGCAUAUAGACACAGUCGACGAUUGUAUUCGUCUUGCAGUUCAGUGCAAACUUCCUCUGUUGAAAGAAGAAUUGGAAAAUAUGGUGAGAAAAGUGGUUUCUUUUGAAUGCACAAAGCCAGGGACAAAUGUUCAGAUGUUAAUGCUGGAAUCAGAGGAGCUUCUAAUGGAUGUUCAACAAGACUUAGGAGUGUUGGGUCUGCAAGCUGUACCUCAAGACUUCCGUACUUGGGCAUGUGCUUCAGAAUUGCCAUUAAUGCCAACUGUUCCAUUGCAUUUGGUUGACCUUUGUUUCACAAUUGAAGAACACAAAUUCUGGUGUCACAAGGUGUUUUUUUGUAGUCGUAGUGAAUAUUUUGGUGCAAUGCUUCGGGAUCAUUUUAGUGAAACUGAAAUUGAUGUAGAAUGUGGUGCUCCUAUGAUAGCAAUAAAAAAUAUUCCAGUCCAUGCGUUUGCUGCAGUAGUAUAUUAUAUUUAUACUAAUUUUGUUCAAGUACCCCAAGAAUACAUCAUUGAUGUUCUUUUAGCAGCAGAUAUGUAUUUACUCCCAGGUUUGAAGAGGGCAUGUGGAUUACAGUUGAUUGCUUACCUCAACAUUUAUAAUGUAAUAUCACGAUUACGUACUGCUAGAUUAUUUCAGCUUUCAUUUCUAGAAGAUCAGUGCACGAAGUUUAUUGCAGACAAUAUUGAAAAGAUGAUUGAUGAUGCCUCUCUUCAUGAAAUCAUUCUUCAAGAUGCACAAGAAGUUCGAGGGCGACAAGAAACUGACAGUAUUCCAGUUGUGGAUGAUAUUCGAUACCAUAUUAGUAGUGAUGUAAAUGGUUACAGUGAAAUGAGUGAAGCAAGUGAAAAAUUGAAAAUUAUUGACAAAUUACUGGAGGAUUUGGGUUUAGAUGCCUAAUUUAUAGUUAUCUUUUUUGGUGUUUUGUUUUACUGACUUAUAAAUUUUAUCUUUGUUAUAAAUAUUCCAGACACAGUUUAGUUAUGAAAAAUACAUAUUUUAUGUGUUGACAGCUGUGAUGUUCAUACUUUACAUUAUGUUAUAAUAAAAUAUGAAUAAAAUGUUGAUCUAUGUUUAUACUUCCAGAAUAUAAUUU
This is a messenger RNA of Gryllus bimaculatus (two-spotted cricket), 2167 nucleotides long. The record is from the annotation of a GenBank genome assembly. NCBI's taxonomy places the organism in Eukaryota, Metazoa, Arthropoda, Insecta, Orthoptera, Gryllidae.